Stegodyphus dumicola is the source of this 2566-nucleotide messenger RNA. RefSeq names its product cleavage and polyadenylation specificity factor 73 (gene Cpsf73). The record is from RefSeq and is a predicted model, not a curated record. Gene Ontology annotation, cellular component: mRNA cleavage and polyadenylation specificity factor complex. Gene Ontology annotation, molecular function: RNA endonuclease activity; RNA binding; 5'-3' RNA exonuclease activity. Lineage: Eukaryota; Metazoa; Arthropoda; Arachnida; Araneae; Eresidae. Gene Ontology annotation, biological process: mRNA 3'-end processing by stem-loop binding and cleavage.
CAACAGUUUCAUGGAUAGCAAUGGCGGCUAAGAAGAAAGUAGAAUCUCAAAUUCCGCCGGAAGAAAGUGAUUUAUUAGUAGUAAAACCUCUUGGAGCUGGCCAAGAAGUAGGACGAUCAUGCAUUAUGUUAGAAUUCAAAGGAAAGAAGAUAAUGUUAGAUUGUGGUAUUCAUCCUGGAUUAUCAGGUAUAGACGCUUUACCUUUCGUAGACAACAUUGAACCUGAAGAAAUAGAUUUACUUCUCGUGAGUCAUUUCCAUUUAGAUCACUGUGGUGCUCUGCCUUGGUUUUUACUGAAAACUCCAUUUAAGGGAAAAUGUUUUAUGACUCACGCUACAAAAGCUAUAUAUCGGUGGCUUUUAGCCGAUUACAUCAAAGUAAGCAACAUCGGCACAGAACAAAUGUUGUACAGCGAAGCCGAUCUCGAUGCCAGCAUGGGAAAAAUAGAAACUGUAAACUUCCACGAAGAGAAAGAAGUGAACGGUGUGAGAUUUUGGUGUUAUAAUGCCGGCCAUGUAUUGGGAGCGGCUAUGUUCAUGAUUGAAAUUGCAGGCGUUAAAGUUUUGUACACUGGUGAUUUUUCGCGACAAGAAGAUCGCCAUUUGAUGGCAGCCGAGAUACCAGGCCUUCAACCAGAUGUACUUAUUAUAGAAUCUACAUACGGAAUUCAUAUUCAUGAAAAACGAGAUGAACGUGAAGCUCGCUUCACUGGUCUUGUUCAUGACAUUGUGAACCGUGGAGGAAGAUGUCUCAUUCCAGUUUUUGCACUUGGCAGAGCCCAAGAACUAUUGCUGAUAUUAGAUGAAUACUGGUCUAAUCAUCCAGAAUUGCAUGAUAUUCCCAUUUAUUAUGCAUCAUCUUUAGCAAAGAAAUGUAUGGCUGUGUAUCAAACUUACAUCAAUGCUAUGAAUGACAAAAUACGAAAGCAGAUUGCUAUAAACAAUCCAUUUGUAUUUAAGCAUAUUUCCAAUUUGAAAAGCAUCGAUCAUUUUGAUGACAUAGGUCCAUGUGUGGUGAUGGCUAGUCCCGGAAUGAUGCAAAGUGGUCUGUCGCGUGAACUAUUUGAAAGUUGGUGUACAGAUCCUAAAAACGGAGUGAUAAUUGCUGGUUAUUGCGUUGAGGGUACACUAGCAAAGCAUAUCCUGUCUGAACCAGAGGAGAUAACAACAAUGACUGGUCAGAAAUUACCUCUAAAGAUGUCUGUUGCAUAUAUAUCUUUUUCCGCUCACACAGAUUAUCAACAGACAAGUGAAUUCAUAAGAAUUCUGAAACCACCUCAUAUUGUUCUUGUGCAUGGUGAACAGAAUGAGAUGGGAAGGCUGAAAGCCGCCAUUAUUCGAGAAUAUGAGGAUGAUCAAGAUGCCCACAUCGAAGUUUACAAUCCGAGGAAUGCACAAGGUGUCGAAUUAUAUUUCCGAGGAGAGAAAACUGCCAAAGUUAUGGGUUCUUUAGCUGUUCAGCCAGCUGAAGCGGGACGUAUUUUAUCUGGUGUUUUGGUAAAGAGGAAUUUUAGUUAUCACCUCUUGGCACCUUCUGAUCUCUCUAAAUAUACGGACAUGAUAAUGAGUACUGUGAGUCAAAGACUAAGUGUUCCAUAUACUGGCAGUCUUCAGGUCCUGCAUUUUUAUCUGAAUCAGUUGUCGGGAGAUGCCAAACUCAUUCCUGAUUAUAAGAAAUUUGGAGGGAAACUCAUAUUGCAAGUUUUUGAUGCAAUAUCAAUAUCCCAAGAAUCAAAAGUUGUUGUACUGGAAUGGACUUCCAGUCCGGUUAAUGACAUGUAUGCUGAUGCUGUCGUUGCAACCAUCCUUAAAGCUGAAAAAUCGGACUAUACAUCCAAGACCCUGCCACCUGUAGUCAAAGUGGACAAAAUGCAUUUUACAGAAUGUCUUAUGGAGAUGCUGGCAGAGAUGUUUGGAGAGGAUUCUGUGAGUAAGAUUGUACGAGGUGAAAAAUUAACUGUAACUGUGAAUAAUAAGUGUGCCGUUAUAAAUGUCCGUAGUCUCGAAGUGAAAUGCGAAGAUGAUGAAGUACUGCAACAGAUGGUUACGACGGCAGUGGUAAAACUACAUAACUGUCUUAUACCUCAAAAAGUUCCCAUAGAUACAUUUGCAGCUAUUUAGGCCAUGAAUGAAUUAAAGAGUAUUUCUAUGUUAAAAUGGGCACCAAUAAGGAAUGUGUAAAUUUCAAAAUAGCAACAGAGGUUCCUACAGUGACCACUUUAACAAGAAAUACCUAAUAAAGUUCCAAAUAGUGACUGAAAAUUCUUUCAUAUAAUGCCAAGUUAAUUUUAACAUCAGUAUCAAGAACAGAUUUUAUAAAAUAGUUUUCCCCGAUGCAAUUUUUUUAAAAUAGAUUCGGAAAAUUUUUAACUCUGUAAAUAUAAGUAUAAUUAUGAUUUAAACAAAAUUUUCCUAUAUAAUUUACAGUUUUGUUGUUUAUUUAUUUGAACAUGUAAUAAGUAAGAAAGCAUUUUGUAAAUUCAAUAUAUAGUUUUGUAACUCGUAGUAUUCAUUCAUAUCUGGUUUCAUAUGUGUUGAAGAUAAUAAUAAAUCAUGUUGAUCAUAUA